AUGACUGCGACAGAGCGCCAAGACGACGGCGUCGCCAAGAAUGCAAACACGUUCCAGAGCGAUGUAGAAGAAGAAACAACAAAAGAUGCCCGGGUCUUGGAAAACCUAGGCUACAAGCCGGUGCUGCACCGGACAUUCAAUACGUUUCACAACUUUGCAACAACCUUUGCUGCUCUUUACUUCAUUGGCGGAGUUCGCGUGACAUUCUCCACCGGUAUAGCGGCCGGAGGCAACCUGGCUUAUUGGACGAGUUUUAUCGUGUCAUGUGUCUUCACUUUCAUCACCGCUGCGGUCAUUGCAGAGAUCUGCUCUUCGCUUCCACUUGCGGGAUCCAUCUACCUGUGGGCUGCUGAAGCCGGCGGACCUCGGUUUGGCAGAUUCUUCGGCUUCAUUGUUGCUUGGUGGAGUACCACAGCAUGGACAACAUUCUGUGCGAGCAACACACAGUCCGCUGUCAAUUACAUGCUCUCGGAAAUCGUCGUUUUCGACCUUGACUUCCCUUCAGAUCCCUCAAGCGUCAAAUUCCGAGCCGUUCAAUGGAUCACAACGGAGAUCAUGCUGGCCUUGGCUGCCAUUUGGAACCUCUUGCCUCCUCGCUACUUCAAAUGGAUCUUCUACUUAUCAACAGGUUUCGUCUUGUUGGACUUUGUUCUGAACAUGAUCUGGCUACCAGUCGCAACAAGCAACAGCAUAUACGGUUUCCGAUCCGCUCAUGAUGCUUUCUUGACCACGUACAACGGAACCGGCGCUCCGGCAGGCUGGAACUGGUGUCUGUCGUAUCUUGCCACCGCCGGCAUUCUCAUUGGAUUCGACGCGUCGGGACACGUUGCGGAGGAGACCAAGAAUGCUAGUGUGGCCGCUGCUCGUGGUAUCUUUUGGAGUACCGUGGUCAGUGGUAUCGGUGGCUUCAUCGUUGUGAUCCUGUUCCUAUUCUGCGUUCCUGACGCGGACGUUCUUUUCUCUUUUGGCGGUGCUCAGCCAUUUGUGCCUCUCUACGCAGCCAUCCUCGGAGACGGAGGGCACAUUUUUAUGAACGUCAUCUGCAUUGUCGCAUUGUGGUUUAACACUGCGAUUGCAAUCCUCGCUGCGUCGCGCUUGGUCUUCGCCGUAGCCCGCGACGGAGUCCUCCCGUGGUCCCCAUGGGUUGCCAAAGUCGUCGAUGGCCAGCCCAGAAACGCCGUGUUGGUUGUCUGGGGCGUCUCCGCCGUUAUCACCUGCACGAUUCUCCCGUCAUCAGUGGCCUUCACCUCCCUCGUCUCGGCGGCAGGUGUGCCUUCAGCCGCUGCCUAUGGCCUGAUCUGUCUCUGCCGUCUGUUCCUGACGCCGAAGCAAUUCCCAAAACCUGCGUGGAGUCUGGGACGCCUUAGCAAGCCUUUCCAAGCAAUCGCUGUCGUGUGGAACGGUUGGGUCGUGGCUGUGUUGUUCUCGCCUUACGCUUUUCCCGUCGAGGCAUCGACGCUCAACUAUGCUCCCGUCAUCAUGGCCAUUGUCACAAUCUUCGCCAUCCUUUCUUGGUGGUUCAUCCCAGCUGAACGAUGGCUCCCAUCUCAAAGAAUUCAGGAGACACUUCUUGCGGGAGAACGACCCGCUGAGGAAUAA
Colletotrichum orchidophilum is the source of this 1599-nucleotide messenger RNA. RefSeq lists its product as uncharacterized. Gene Ontology annotation, cellular component: membrane. The transcript is spliced from 10 exons. Gene Ontology annotation, biological process: transmembrane transport. NCBI's taxonomy places the organism in Eukaryota, Fungi, Ascomycota, Sordariomycetes, Glomerellales, Glomerellaceae. The coding region runs from base 1 to 1599 and encodes 532 amino acids. The record is from RefSeq and is a predicted model, not a curated record. Gene Ontology annotation, molecular function: transmembrane transporter activity.